AUGGGAGUUGCAACCAGGACUCUUGUGGAUGCUGGUUAUAAGCAGUUUUUUGAUGAUCAUUCACUCUUCAUUAAGAAACAAUCUCAAAGCUUCACUGCCAUUCUAGUAUAUGUUGAUGACUUGGUUUUAACUGGGAAUGACAUUGGUGAAAUCAAUUCCAUCAAGCAAGAUUUGGAUGACAAAUUCAAAAUAAAGGAUCUUGGUGAUCUCAAAUACUUCUUGGGAAUGGAAGUAGCACGCUCUAACUCUGGAAUUCACAUUUAUCAGCGGAAGUACACCAUGGACCUUCUCAGAGAUUUUGGUUAUCUAGAUUGCAAGCCUCUCUCUACUCCAUUUGAUUAUAGUCAGAAACUUUCAAAGGAAUCAGGUACCAUUUUAACAGACAACACUGUUUACAGACAGCUCAUCGGCCGACUCCUUUACCUCACAAAUACUACACCCGAUAUCUCUUAUGCUGUGGGACGUUUGAGCAAAUUUUUGGACUGUGCAACAACUUCUCACCUACAGGCUGCUUUUCGUGUACUCCGAUAUUUAAAAGGCCGACCUGCAACUGGUCUCUUCUUCCCCUCUACAUCUAAUCUGCAUCUCACUGGAUUUGCCGAUGCUGACUGGGCUACCUGUGCCGAUACUCGUCGCUCCGUUUCCGGUUAUUGCUUCAUGCUUGGGAACUCUCUCAUUAGAUGGAAGAGUAAGAAGCAAACCACAGUUGCCAAGUCCUCUGUAGAAGCUCAAUAUAGGUCUCUUGCUGUUGCCACUUGUGAAGCUAGUUGGUUAUCUUUCUUAAUGGAUUUCAUUGGCUUGCCGCUUCAAAAGUCUAUCACUCUAUUCUGUGACAACUAG
Arachis duranensis is the source of this 840-nucleotide messenger RNA. RefSeq lists its product as uncharacterized. The transcript is spliced from 2 exons. The record is from RefSeq and is a predicted model, not a curated record. The coding region runs from base 1 to 840 and encodes 279 amino acids. Lineage: Eukaryota; Viridiplantae; Streptophyta; Magnoliopsida; Fabales; Fabaceae.